CGUGCGUCUAAUUGAACACAAUCAAUUCUGAUAAAAGCUAUCAAUACUCAACAAAUAUCAAAAUUCUUUCAAUUGCUCAUUUGAUACACAUCACGAGCUAUUGUUAAGUUAAAGUUAAACUUUUUUCAUUCAUUAAAGCAAUUAUGACUGAAUCUAAAAAAUCAGAAACUCAAAACUCUCCAAAAACCUAUAAAAAAUUCAAAGCUAAAGACAUCAACAGUGAAAACUUAAUUGAAUACGCAAUCAGAGACUUACAACCAAGUCAAUAUGAUGCAGCUAUUAAAAUCAUUUAUGACACAAUCAGAGAUGAGCCACUGUCAGUGAGUAGAAGAAUUUUCGACUAUGAACAGACAAUUAAGGCUAAGAAAAUAGUUUGGAGGAACAUGCUAAAUAAAGGCUUGUCAAUUGGAUGUUUUACAGAAAGUGGAGAACUUAUUGGAUUGAAUGUGUUGUCAAUUGCAGAUAAAAAUGAAGAAAUCAAAAUUGAGACGACCGACAAGAACAUCAUCGACUCGUUUAAACUCAUGAUAUACACAAACAACGAAGCUGAUAUAUUCGGUAAAUACAACAUCGACAAAUACUUAACAAGCAUGGGACUAUGUGUGAACCCAGACUACCGGCUUAGAGGAAUAGCAACAGAACUUCUCAAAGUCAGACCACAAAUUAUGAAGAAUUUAGACUUGACAGUCAGUGUGACGACAUUUACAUCACUUGGAUCACAGACUGCAGCUAAAAAUGCUGGAUUUGAGGAUGUUUAUGUGAUUAGGUAUGAUCAAUUAAGCAAGGUGUCGCCAAAUUUGGAUUUUGUCAAUGGAAUUUCAGAUUAUUACAAAAUUAUGGCAUUGAGAAUUUAGAAUAUAUUGUUGGUCUUUGACUGUUGAACAGGAGGUGCGUACGGCGUAAAGGGUGAGGAUUAAAUCUCAUUAGCCUCCUGAAGACAUCAAUCUUAAAUUAAUUCUUUAUAAUCAUUCCACAAUCCGCAUACAUGAACUAUAAAUACUUUCAAUUAACAUUGACGUAGGUCGCGUUUACUAAAACAAUUUGUUUAUGUUUGAUUUUCUAAUAUGUAAAUAAGUUGACCUUGAGACUAAGAUUAAUACAGCAUGUAGUAAUCAACAUGUAGUUGCACAUCACACAGUAACAAUUUUCUAUUUAUAUUGUAAACUUUACAUUCGAAUUCAUGCAUGAAAGUGAAUAAAAAUCAAUUAAAUGAAUCUAAUGCAGUUGCAUUUU
Messenger RNA from Chironomus riparius, 1233 nucleotides. The record is from the annotation of a GenBank genome assembly. Lineage: Eukaryota; Metazoa; Arthropoda; Insecta; Diptera; Chironomidae.